CACCUCUCAGCAUGCAGUGCACGUCAUUUUAUCACUGCACGUGUGACAGUAAAGUUGUGUCUCGUUUCGUCAUUGUUAGUGCGAGAAUGUGAAUUUUACUGUAUAAUAAAAACGUUAACGGUCACUGUGAGUGCUAGGAAAAAUGUUUACAACCAAAAGGAUGCUGCAAUUGUUGACGGCUUUUGGAACAUGGUCGUCGCUCUACGUUGGUGCAGCUGAAGAAGUGCGGAGGACAAGAGCUCUUACUAGUUUUGCUAGUACUACAGCCAGGGAUCGGAGAUUUCUUCCUAUUUUUACUGUCUACCAAUGGGGACAAGGAUUAUGUUCUGCUUCAUCCGGUGAGUAUGGAUCUUGCCAACCGAACAAUGAAUGUAUCCUGAGAGGUGGCAUUCCUGCUGGACCUUGUGCGGGCGGUUACGGAACAUGUUGCAUUUUCAUGUCUUCCUGCGGAGGAGUUGCUCGAGAGAAUGGAACCUACUUCGUGAAUCCAAACCAUCCGGAUACUACCGAUGGGACGGGAAGCUGCCAGCUGACGGUUCUAAAAAUGCAUCCCGACAUCUGUCAAAUUCGACUAGAUUUUGACCAGUUUUCCAUUAACGGACCGGAGAUGAGCAACCAUAUCUGUAACAGCGAUCAGUUCCUUGUUUCUGGAGGCAGUCCUGCACCAACUAUUUGCGGGACGACAAGCGGAGAUCACAUGUACAUCGACGCCGGCAUGGGGCAAAGUAAUCCCAUUAUCCUGACGGUGAUCACAAGUGGACCCAGCUAUCCGCGAUCUUGGAGAAUCCGAAUCUCUCAAAUGCCCUGCGGAGCUAUCUCGAAAGCGGAACAAGGGUGCUUACAAUAUUUCACCGGCGUGAGCGGACGGAUCAAAAGCUUUAACUUUGAUACGACUAGCGGUCGACAGCUGUCAAAUCAAGACUACAGUUUGUGUAUUCGGACGGAACGAAACUUUUGCAGCAUACACUACACGGCAUGUCCGGAUAUGAAUCGUAAUCGUUCCCGGACUUUCACAUUGUCUGGUAACAGCAACAGUGCCGUUCAGGCAAUGGUCGGUGGAGGCACCCAAGGAACGCCGAAUUCAUGUACUAACGAUUGGUUGAUGAUUCCCUGCGCAAAGGUGGCCGAUCGGUUGCCGAUGGCCAGCACCUGCGAAGAUAAGAUCUGUGGAGGUACUUUCAAUGCCGAGGUAAGUUCGAUCGAAAGGACGGUAGUAUCCACGAUAAGGCCGUUCCGGCUUGCCUUCCAUACGGAUUCGAUAGAGGCGCCAGUGGAUGUGGACAACAGGGGAUUCUGUUUGGACUAUGUUCAGCAGCCCUGCACUAGUAACUGAAUAUAAAUAGAUAUCAAAAAGCUGUCAA
Messenger RNA from Topomyia yanbarensis, 1361 nucleotides. RefSeq lists its product as uncharacterized. NCBI's taxonomy places the organism in Eukaryota, Metazoa, Arthropoda, Insecta, Diptera, Culicidae. The transcript is spliced from 4 exons. The record is from RefSeq and is a predicted model, not a curated record. The coding region runs from base 143 to 1333 and encodes 396 amino acids.